AUGAGCGAGACAGCACCAUACGGUACCUGGGAGUCUCCCAUCACUGCCGAGAGCAUCACUGGCAACUCGACUACAAGAGACGAUGUUAUUGUCGACCCAGUCACCUCCAUCAUAUACCAUCUGGAAAGUCGUCCUGCAGAGAAAGGACGCUGCGUUCUCGUUGAAUCAGAAACUGGCCGAGAAAUAGUUGGGAAGGACGUAAACGUGCGGACUGGUGUGCACGAAUACGGUUCUGCUUCCGCAAUUGUUCACGAUGGAAUCGCGUAUUACUCCAACAUCAUUGACAAUCGAGUGUACAAAGUUAAUGUGAAGGAUGGAAGUCCAGCUGAGCCAAUAACCCCUGAAAACAAGGCAUUCCGUUACGCUUGUUUCAAUAUCCAUCCAUAUAAUCCUCGAUUCCUGGUGUCCAUCCUUGAGGACCACACUGUUAACACGCCAUCCACGGUUGUCAACACGGUGGUUAUCAUUGAUACCCAAGCAAAAACAGUGGCGCCCCUUGUGUCUGGAGCGGACUUCUAUGCCCUUCCCAAAUUCUCUCCAGAUGGAGGUAAACUUGCCUGGCAGCACUGGGACCAUCCGAAUAUGCCUUGGGAUAAUUCUCAAAUAUCACUCGCUGAAGUGACCCUCGCCGAUUCGUCGUUGACGCUCUCGAAUGUCACAACAAUCGCAAAAGAAGGCUCAAACGGAUUCCUUGCUUGGGCAAACAGAAAUACGCUCUGUUGGGUGUGUGAUGUUUCUGGAUUUGGUAACCCAUGGAAAUACGAUGUGUCUACGAAGAAAGCUGGGCCGAUUUUCCCUUCUCCCGUCAAAGAGGAAUUUGGUGCAGCCAUGUGGUUGUUCUGUUUCUUCCCUUUCGUUAUCGUCGACGAUGCUGGUAAACUGGGCGUCUUCAAGGCCUACAGGGACGGGAGGGCUGUGUUGUAUCGAGUUGAUAUUGAGACUGGAGACAGGGAACAGAUAGAGAGCCCAUAUGUUGUCGUUGAAUGCAUGCGCUCGGUUUCCAAGUCCAAGGGCCAGUUCGGCUUCUUGGGCACCAAAGUUGAUCAUUCCGAAAAAGUCGUAGUCGGUACCAUCAGGGAUACAAUUUCAUUCACUCCUUUUACUCCCGGCACUAUUUCAAAGGGUCCAAAUUUUGAUCCCUCUCUUGUCUCGGUUCCUCGAGGAAUCCCUUUGAAGGCACCUCCCAAUGAUGAACUCUUACAUGUAAUCUACUAUCCUCCUCACAACCCGGCGUACGCAGGCACGAGCAUCGAAGGAGAAAAGCCUCCAUGUGUUGUGAACGUCCACGGUGGACCAACUGGUAUGGCCCAGCAGGGCUUGAGUUGGAAAAUUCAAUACUGGACAACCCGUGGCUUUGCAUGGCUUGACGUUAACUACGGAGGAAGCUUCGGCUAUGGGAAAGAGUACAUCAACCGUCUCUGGCAUGGAUGGGGUGCAGUAGACGUCGAAGACUGUAUCACUGCUUCACUAUUACUCGCUAAACCCCCUCACUCCCUGAUCGACCCAAGCCGAAUCGUUAUCCGCGGUAGUUCUUCCGGUGGCUUGACUGUUCUCAAUGCCCUUUGCAAUAGUUCCGACACCGAAGUUUAUGCAGCUGCGACUUCACUAUACGGGGUUACUGACCUGGUUGGAAUGGUGAAAGAUACACACAAAUUCGAAUCGCAGUACAUGUUCUCGCUGGUUGGAGGGUCGCCUGAGGACACAAAACCGUUCCAAAAGAGGUCACCGAUCAAUUACGUGGAUAAAAUCAAUCGCCCGUUGUUGAUUCUUCAAGGUGAUAUUGACCGGGUAGUGCCAAAGGAGCAGGCAGAAGUGGUUUAUAACAGUAUCAAAAAUCGUGGUGGCGUGGUUGAAUACAAACUUUAUCCUGGGGAAGGGCAUGGGUUUAGGAUGAAAGAGUCGCAGUGCGAUGCAUUUGAGCGGGAGCUUGACUUUUAUCAACGCGCUCUUGGACUGCGGGAGGGUGUUAAAUUGUGA
Molecule: messenger RNA, 1977 nt
Organism: Lentinula edodes (shiitake mushroom)
Lineage: Eukaryota; Fungi; Basidiomycota; Agaricomycetes; Agaricales; Omphalotaceae
Product: alpha/beta-hydrolase
Exons: 5
Coding region: 1-1977 (658 amino acids)
Biological process (GO): proteolysis
Molecular function (GO): serine-type peptidase activity
Source: RefSeq, a predicted model, not a curated record